Molecule: messenger RNA, 594 nt
Organism: Cooperia oncophora
Lineage: Eukaryota; Metazoa; Nematoda; Chromadorea; Rhabditida; Trichostrongylidae
Source: the annotation of a GenBank genome assembly
AUGGAUAUGAAUGGUGAGGACAGGUAUACGGACAACAUCGCUGAUGGCCAAGUGGACCCGAGGAUUCAGCAACACUUGGAGGAGAAACUUAAUGAACGUCUCGCAAAGCUUUCUAAAGGUGUCGCCGUUUUGAAAAAGAAAGAUCGCGUUACCGAUGCUCUAUGUGCUACCCGUGCCGCUUAUGAAGAGGGAAUCGUAGCAGGAGGAGGAGUCGCGCUUCUUCGAGCUCUUGAAGUUCUUGAAGGGUUCAAGCAAAUGGGUGUAAACAUCAUCAAAAAAGCAGUUCGUCUACCAAUCAGCACUAUUGUCAGGAAUGCCGGAUUGGAACCAGCUUCCACAGUUGAGAAGAUCCCACUGAAUGACAAUACUGGUUACGGAUACGACACACUCAAUGACAAGUUUGUCGACAUGUUUGACGCUGGUAUCAUCGAUCCCACAAAGGUUGUGCGAACGGCGUUGCAAGAUGCCGCAGGUGUAGCUUCGUUACUUGCUACGACGGAAUGUGUUGUUAAUGAAUUACCUAAAGAGGACCCAGUGCCAGGCAUGGGCCCUCUGGGAGGAAUGGGUGGAAUGGGCGGAGGAGGAAUGUUCUAA